This is a messenger RNA of Leptopilina heterotoma, 1271 nucleotides long. Its product is annotated as solute carrier family 35 member E3-like. Gene Ontology annotation, cellular component: Golgi apparatus. The record is from RefSeq and is a predicted model, not a curated record. The transcript has 5 exons. Gene Ontology annotation, molecular function: nucleotide-sugar transmembrane transporter activity; antiporter activity. NCBI's taxonomy places the organism in Eukaryota, Metazoa, Arthropoda, Insecta, Hymenoptera, Figitidae. The coding region runs from base 275 to 1246 and encodes 323 amino acids.
CCAAGCGCCAACAAAAAAACAAAAAUAACAACAAAUUUUCAAACAAUUAAUUUGAAAAUUUCCAAAAUUCUAGUCACUCUGUAUAUACUUAAAUGAGAUUAAUUUAAUACCAAAUAAUAUAGUAAUUAACAUGAAUUACCAUCAGGAAGUGUUUAAUAAUUUUUAUUGCUGUAUAAAAUAUAAUUCAAAUUUCAAUUCCUAACCUAAGAGUUUGUGACAUUUCAAAACAAUAAUACAAUUAUUAUUGAUAAAAUAAAAGAAGAAAGCAAUAAUCAUGAGUAGAAAACUAUUGACAACUUGUUACUUAAUAUUAAAUGUCUUCUUUUCGAUAAUUAUUGUCCUUUUGAAUAAAUGGCUUUACGUACAAAUUGAAUUUCCAAACAUGACACUUUCUAUGAUACAUUUUGUAAUAACAUUCUUGGGUUUAAUAAUUUGCGAACAAUUCGAUGUGUUUUGCAUUAAAAAUGUUCCCCUUAAGGAAAUGAUCCUUAUUGCAAUGUCAUUCUGUGGUUUUGUCGUUCUGACAAAUUUGAGUUUAGCCCACAAUACUGUUGGAACUUAUCAGGUUGCCAAAAUGUUGACAACACCAUGCGUUAUUUUUAUGCAAAUAAUUUUUUACAAAAAAUCAUUCUCGAUAACUGUCAUGUUGACAUUAAUACCAAUAAUAUUAGGUGUCAUUCUCAAUUUUUAUUACGAUAUUCAGUUCAAUAUUUUGGGAACUGUUUACGCUGGUUUAGGAGUUAUUGUCACUUCUCUAUAUCAAGUUCUGGUCAAUAAAAAACAGAAGCAAUUUCAAAUGGAUCCGAUGCAACUUUUGUAUUAUCAGGCACCAUUAUCGGCAAUAAUGUUGUGGGUUGUUAUUCCCUUUUUCGAACCUGUAGGAAAAACGUUUACUUUCGAAUGGACUUUGUUCGAUUUAACAAUGGUUCUUCUGUCAGGUAUCAUUGCAUUUUUCGUGAAUCUCACGUCCUAUUGGAUUAUCGGUUACACAUCGCCUCUAACAUAUAAUAUGGUCGGACAUUCCAAAUUUUGUUUGCUGCUUUUAGGAGGAUCACUAAUAUUCCAUGAAUCCCUAGCCAUCAAUCAAUUAAUGGGAAUUACAUUGACACUCGUUGGUAUUAUUUUAUACGCUCACGUUAAGAUGAAAGAUAACAAGACUUUGCUGCCGCAAUCUUCAACUGAAGAACGAAUGUCUUUACACAAAAAAAAGCAAUUGCCAUAUUUUACACAAUCUGUAAAAGAUUGAUUUAAAUAUAUAAUUUUUUAAGUAA